This is a messenger RNA of Bombus pascuorum, 2306 nucleotides long. RefSeq lists its product as uncharacterized. Lineage: Eukaryota; Metazoa; Arthropoda; Insecta; Hymenoptera; Apidae. The transcript is spliced from 4 exons. Bases 164 to 1735 code for a protein of 523 amino acids. The record is from RefSeq and is a predicted model, not a curated record.
AUAUCUGGUAUAGAAAUAUUUUAAACAUAUAACAAUAUGUCACUAAAUUUUUUUUAAGCUAAAAAUUUUAUUAUUUGGAAUUGUACUCACAUAAUUUUAUCCAAUGAUAUGUUUGUUAGAUAUUCAAAUUAUUUUUACAAUUUUUAAUAUCGGUUUAUGAAAAAUGCAUGGCAUCAAGAGAAUAUUAGUUUUCUGUACAUUAACAACCAUUUUACCAAUUCUACUUCUUGUGACACCAUUAUAUUUACGUCAUAAUUUCUAUGCCAAUGUAGCAUAUGCUGUAACGGACUCUGAUAUCUUGGAAAUUACAGAUGGUAUUUCUACAAUAUUUUGCUCUGCACAUACUUUACAAAUGAAUAGAACAUUUAAUGCAUUUCAAAUGUCGCACAAACCAGAAAUAACUUCAUAUAAAAAACAUAUACGUCUUAAAAAAAGUAUGGUUUUACCAGAUGAUACAUUGGAGUACUGGGGAUUUUAUCUCCUAGAAGGAUCAAGUGUGGCACUUUCUGUGUGCUCAAGAUUUGAAGGUGCUUCUAUACUUGUUGUUAAGGGAGAACGAAAUUUGCGAACAUGUGGAAUGUUAGAGCAUCACAAUACACAAAUUGCGGAGGGUAUAUUUUUACCAGAAGCAAAAAAACAAGUUAAAGUAACAUUUAAAUCAAAUGCAGAACAAAUUAAUUCUAAUAAUACUAUUAUACAUAACAAUUACAAUGAAACAUUAAAUAACAUUGAAGAUAAAUUGUUAUGGGAUCAUACAUUGAACGAUACUGAUCAAAAUAUUGGGGCUCACUAUUCUUAUUUAAAUGGUUUCAUGUCUAAUAUGGAAAAUUAUGAAGAAGAAGCAAAAGAAUUAUUACAGGAUAAAAAUAUUCAACAUAUUACAAGGUCUCUGGAAAAAGAAACUAUACAUACUACCAGAAGAUUAAGACAUGCUAGGAAGAGACAGUAUAAAAAGCAAAUGAAAGAAACAAGAAAAAAUAUUACAUUACAGGAAAGAAAAAAAGCACAAAAAAAUCUUAAAAUGAAUUCUUAUUUUAAAAGAGAUAUAUAUAAUAAAUACAGUUUAUUUUUAAAAAGAUUACAAAGAAGCUUGAAUUUAGAAGAUAAUGGAAAAGGUGAUAUUAAUAACAAAAUGAAUGUGCAAAAUAAAAAAGAAUCAAAAAAAAGGAUCAAAAGAAAUCAAGGGGUUGUUAACCCAACACUUUUAUUUGAUCAAGGUGUUCAACAUGGUGGAAAUGCAGGAAAUGUAACAAAUACUGAUAAGGAUUCUUCUGUAUCCAGUUUUGAAAAUGAGUUAUUUAAAUGUUACGGGGGAUCAAUUUUAAUGACUCAAGAAUUUGCACCUUCUGAAAAAUGCACUGAUGUCACUUAUUUACUGAAUGGCAAACAUAUGCAAGCUGUGCACAAUGUCAUAGAAGAUGGUUACUAUUAUUAUAUCUUUUAUAGCGAUAAUGAUAUCGUAUCAAAUGACAUAUAUGCAUUAUUUGAUAUUUAUAAACCCAUUUUUCAUUAUGAGAAUAUAACAAAUUCCUGUAUAAAUCAAACAAUAUGUUCCUUUUCAAUUAAUAUGCUAUCUUCUGAUAGAGUAAUUGUUGAAAUACCAACUAAAGAUAGUCUUGAAUACGAAAUAGAUGAUGUUAAUCUGCUUUUAUCAAUUUGUCAUCCACGAAUGGAAGUGUAUAUAAUCUUUCCUGUUGCAGUAUUAUUCUUUAUUCUUACUUGUGCUUUCAUGUAAUACAUUUUACAAUUUUUUUUAUCAACACAAAUGUUGAAUUUUGGUCGAAUCGCGUAUUAUUAUUAAGAGAUAUUAUUCUAUUGAUAGAAAUUCUUGAAUGGGUGGAAUACAAAAAUAUUUUCAUCAAUAUAUGUGUUUAAAAAUAUAUAAAUAUCUGUAAAUAUAUAUUUACAUAUUAAUAUAUCUUGAUUGUACAUAUAUGUACAUAUAUACGUAUAUAUAAUAUAUCUGUACUUAUAUAUGUAUAUAUAUCUUUUUAUAUAAAGAAUUGUAUAAAGUAUGUGCUAUUAUGAUGUUGCAUGAGUAGCUUAUAUUCUAUAUUGAACAUCCCAUCCUAGCUACUAAUAUUUCGAAACAUAUAAAGCAAAUGAGGUAGUGCGACGAUUUGAAUCAAAAGUCGCAUGAAAUAGUAUUGGAUAUAUUAAAAAGUAUUUUCGCCUAUAAUUACGAUAACUACGAUCUUCUUAUUGUUAGAUUUAUUUUGUUGAUUAUUAUAUUCAAAAGUAUAUAUUUCUAUUACAAAGGUUCAAUACCUUUAUUGAUGAAUGCAGAAAAUAAAAUGUAAUUUGUA